AUGCCGUCGCCGAAGAAGCCCUCCGUCCCGCCAGCUGCAAAGCCCCGCUUCGGUAACAACUUCGAUCCCUACAACUCCAGUGCCACUGGCCAUCAGCGUCCGGACAACACCCCGGGUGCGACAACGGGGUGGCGAACCAGCCGCGCCCGCAAGCUCUCGGAGCAGUUCGCCGGCGGCAACUCGGGCGGGGCCCGCAUGAGCGACACCUAUGGCGCCGGCAGCGAGGACUUUGACGAGAGGCUAAAUCUGGUCGUACCUAAGGAUGUGAAGAUGAGGGCAAAGAUGAGCGUGGCAGACAUGCUUGCUCGACCAGGACUGAUGAGGAGCGGCUCUUCUGUCUCCGAAACAGGGUCCGUGGCGUCUGGUACGUCCGCCAUGAGUGGAAACCUCAAGAGUGAGGAGGAGAUUGCCGAGGCUCGCCGGAAGGAGGACGAGGAGAAGGAGGCGAGGAAGGCUGUCGGUAGGGGCUUGUUCGAGGGCGUUACGGUCUAUAUCAACGGGAGCACGCAUCCCAUCAUCUCAGAUCACCGGCUCAAGCGCGUCUUGGUCGAGAAUGGCGCGCGAAUGUCCAUUCAUCUCGGCCGGAGACAGGUCACGCAUGUCAUUGUUGGGAGGCCGGCGGGUGUAGGAGCCGGGGCUGGUGGAGGGCUCGCAGGCGGCAAGUUGGACAAGGAGAUUCGUAAAGUUGGCGGGUGUGCUGUGAAGUAUGUCGGCGUCGAGUGGGUUAUGGAGAGCCUAAAGGCAGGGAGCCGACUGCCCGAGGUGCGGUUUGCACCCCUCAAAGUUGCGCGGGAAGGCCAAAGGAGCGUCUAUGGCAUGUAUGAGAAGCACUCUUAUAGGGAGUCCUCUACGAGUUCCGCGAAUUGA
Messenger RNA from Colletotrichum spaethianum, 867 nucleotides. RefSeq lists its product as uncharacterized. The record is from RefSeq and is a predicted model, not a curated record. The coding region runs from base 1 to 867 and encodes 288 amino acids. The transcript has 2 exons. Lineage: Eukaryota; Fungi; Ascomycota; Sordariomycetes; Glomerellales; Glomerellaceae.